UCUGCUGCUUUCGACACUGUGAACCAUCAGAUCCUCCUGUCAUCUCUCUCCAGCCUGGGCAUCACCGGAACGGUUCUGUGUUGGGUGGAAUCCUAUCUCUCAGACAGAUCCUUCAAGGUAUCAUCACGCAUCUCUGCUUGCCUGUCAGGCAUCUCAGUCUGGAUGAGGGAAAACCACCUUAAGCUCAACCUGGCAAAAUCUGAGCGUCUUGUCAUCCCAGCCUGUCCCUCAAUCAACCACAACCUCACUGUACCGCUCGACUCAACCACACUCAAGCCAACCAGGAUGGCCAGGAACCUUGGGGUGAUUCAUGAUGACAGCUUGACCUUUACAGACCACAUCUCAACAACUGCACGGUCCUGUAGGUUCAUCCUGUACAACAUCAAGAAAAUCAGACUCUAUCUCACCGAACAGGUUACACAGAUACUAGUCCAGGCUCUUGUUAUCUCAAAACUGGACUACUGCAACUCACUACUCUCGGGCCUCCCAGCCAGCUCCAUCAAACCCCUUCAAAUGAUUCAGAAUGCAGCAGCACUCCUCGUCUUCAACCAGCCCAAGAGAACCCAUGUCACACCCCUCUUCAUCUCCCUCCACUGGCUUCCUGUAGCCGCCCACAUCAAAUUUAAGGCCUUCAUGCUCACCUUCAAGACCUUGUCUGGAACAGUACCCUCCUACCUCAACUCUCUCCUGAAGGCUUACAUUCCCUCAUGCAAUCUGCGAACAAUUUGCAACCGACGCUUAGUAGUACCUACUCAGCGUGGCUCAAUGUCCCUUUCAAGAACAUUCAAACUAAAUGUUCCUCAGUGGAGGAAUGAACUUCCAACCUCAAUCUGGACCACAGAAUCUGUCACCAUCUUCAAAAAACAGCUAAAGACCCACCUCUUCCGUGAACACCUAACCAACCCAUUAAAAAAAAAGUAAAAAAAUAUUGCACUUACACCUCCACUCUACGCACUUUGCUACUUCUGGAACUCAAUUAAUGGAUCUUGUAUGGUAGCACUACUUCUAUUGUUCUCUGCUCGAUAUUGCUUUGCUUGUAUUUUCUCAUUUGUAAGUCACUUUGGAUAAAAGCAUCUGCUAAAUGAAUAAAUGUAAAUGUAAAUGUAAAGGCGGGGUACACCCUGGAAAGGGU
Messenger RNA from Ictalurus punctatus (channel catfish), 1132 nucleotides. RefSeq lists its product as uncharacterized. The annotation marks the transcript as partial. NCBI's taxonomy places the organism in Eukaryota, Metazoa, Chordata, Actinopteri, Siluriformes, Ictaluridae. The transcript is spliced from 2 exons. The record is from RefSeq and is a predicted model, not a curated record.